AUGUCUCAGCCAGCGGCCAAGGCCUCGGCAACAGCUGCGGUGAACCCAGGGACUGAUGGGAAGGGCUCAGCCCCGGGCUCCGGCCCCGCCCAGGCCCCAGCCCAGCGGGUGCCCGCUGCCAAAGGGGACCUGCCUCCCGGGAGCUACAAGCUGGUGGUCUUUGAGCAGGAGAACUUCCAGGGCCGGCGGGUGGAAUUCUCCGGGGAGUGCUUGAACCUGGGAGACCGCGGCUUCGACCGAGUGCGCAGCCUCAUUGUCGUCUCAGGACCCUGGGUUGCCUUUGAGCAGUCCAACUUCCGGGGGGAGAUGUUCAUCCUGGAGAAGGGCGAGUACCCGCGAUGGGACACGUGGUCCAGCAGCUACCGCAGCGACCGGCUCAUGUCCUUCCGGCCCAUCAGGAUGGACGCCCAGGCGCACAAGCUCUGCCUGUUUGAAGGUGCCAACUUCAAGGGCAACACCAUGGAGAUUCAGGAGGACGAUGUGCCCAGUCUCUGGGUCUACGGCUUCUGUGACCGCGUGGGCAGCGUGAAGGUCACCAGCGGAACCUGGGUCGGCUAUCAGUAUCCUGGCUACCGCGGGUACCAGUACCUCCUGGAGCCUGGUGACUUCCGGCACUGGAAUGAGUGGGGAGCCUUCCAGCCACAGAUGCAGGCUGUGCGCCGCCUGCGUGACAGACAGUGGCACCGUGAAGGCUGCUUCCCCGUGCUGGCCGCUGAGCCCCCCAAGUGAGUCUACACACCAUUCUUCUCUCGUGACCCACCCUUCCGGAGGCUCAUCUUCCCCAUGCAAAUAAAAGUUCCUGAAGCCAAAA
Molecule: messenger RNA, 811 nt
Organism: Lagenorhynchus albirostris (white-beaked dolphin)
Lineage: Eukaryota; Metazoa; Chordata; Mammalia; Artiodactyla; Delphinidae
Gene: CRYBB1
Product: crystallin beta B1
Exons: 5
Coding region: 1-729 (242 amino acids)
Biological process (GO): visual perception; lens development in camera-type eye
Molecular function (GO): structural constituent of eye lens
Source: RefSeq, a predicted model, not a curated record